AUGGAGCAAGGCACGACAAUCAAGGAGGACCCAGGAGACACCAUCACCACGAUGAGUCAAAUUACUGAUGGGAUCAUCUCCCCAGCCAGCGGCGCCGCUCGUAGAUUCGCCGAAACUUCCGAGCUGAUCAUCCCAAUGGGCAACAAUUUUCCCAACGAAGACCUCUACAACCUCUGCCUGGUCAACACGAGAUUCAAUGCGAUCUUCUCACAGCAGCUUUACCGAAACAUCGUCCUGAAUGAAAAGUUCCUUCAGCCCAACAAUCUCGUUUGGAGCCCCAGCAACCGUCGCUUCUGCCACACGAAAACUCUGACCUUCGAUGAGACUACCGAAGUCGAUGUCUCCCUCAUCCCUGGGUACGAGCCCAGCGAUGGUGGUCCCUCGCUAGGUCGUCUGCCCGAAUGGAUUUGCGCCUUGGUUCAGAAGACAGCAACUGGCGUCUUGCGCAAUUGCCCAAACUUGCACACCAUCAAUCUGGAUAGUAUUCUCAUCACAUCUGAUCGAGCCGUACUGAUCAUAAACAAUGGCCUGGAUGACAGACUGAAGCGUUCCACCCAUCAAUUACAAACGUUGGCCUUGAGCUUGGACGCUUCCCCGUGCCGCGAGCUCUCUGUGUCCAGUUUCCAGCAGCAAAACCUCAAGUCUCUCUCCCUGGUCAACAUACCCACGAGAUUCUGGAGGGCGGAGACUGUAUGCCGGAUUCUGAAGGCGUCCCCUGGACUCCGCUAUCUCAGCCUGUCCUAUUUGUUUGGUUUCAACCAUGCGUGGCACCUUGAGAGACUCUGUGAACUGUACAAGCAGCUUGGAGGCGCCCCUCUCAGCCUGGAAACUCUGAUUUUGGGAGAGGGAAUUUACCUGCACAUCCCAAAGCAGGAACUUUUGUCCGGCACAGGAUUGAGUCUGUCAUCUUCGGCAACCUAUCUUUCCCUCCUGACAAAUCCUGCCUCCAUACGAGAGAUCGGCGUCAUUGCAACCAAUACACUCGCCUGGGGCACCUUUGAUUUAUCCUUUCUUCCCAAACUCAAGGAGUUUCGGCUUUCUUCAGGACCUGUCGCCUCCCGUACAAUUGACGAUUUCUUCGGAACGGUCAAAGCCCGCAAUCUUUUGACUCGGGUUCACUUUCACGUUGACGGCUGGUAUUUCACUAACUACCCCAAUACCAAAGCCAUGAUACGGAAAAUCUUUGCUCCUCGUGACGAGAACGAUGCAUCCACCUCCUUGGCUCCAGUAGGCUUUUCCUUCCCCAUCAGAUUCCCAGAGGAAGACAAAUACAAGCGGAGCAUUGCUAUGCCUUUGCCGACAACUCGUUUUCUCGAUAUCGCCAUCUACUACCCUCGACUUGUUGGAUUUGUCACCAAAGGCUUAUCUGAGAUGGCCGCACUCGAGUUCUUGACCUUGAAAGUCUAUGUAUACGAUGCCAGCCAGUGGGAUGGUCGGCAAGAAGUGGAAGGAACUCAGCUGGAGGUUUUGCGAAAGGUGGCCGAUGCCUGUCCCAGACUGCGUUACGUACGAAUGCAGCUGAGCAACCUCGCCGGCGAUUACCAAGCGUUCGACCCGAAUACAUAUCCAGUGCCUCCUGCCAUUGAUGGUCUCAGCCGGUCAUGGAAGAUUGAUCGCAAGCGCAUACCUGGUUCCCGCUCCAGGAGACUCCACCCCUAUUCCACCAUUCUCGAUGCGGAGGCCGACAAGUCGCUGCGCCCGCAGAGCAUGUGGAGCGAGCAAGAGAAGAGAGACCAGUAUAUCACUGAGACGCCACAACUAUUGGAAUAUCACGCGCCUUUGUGGAUGAAAUAG
This is a messenger RNA of Diaporthe amygdali, 1794 nucleotides long. RefSeq lists its product as uncharacterized. The transcript is spliced from 4 exons. The coding region runs from base 1 to 1794 and encodes 597 amino acids. The record is from RefSeq and is a predicted model, not a curated record. NCBI's taxonomy places the organism in Eukaryota, Fungi, Ascomycota, Sordariomycetes, Diaporthales, Diaporthaceae.